UGCGCCGCCUCCGUUUUCGUGAAUGUCUUCUUUACUACCGAUCAUGUGAUCAUUUUAAUCUGAGUCGGUCAUAUGAGGAGCCUCCAGAGUUUAGCUGUACACUCCUGUAGUAUUCUUCCAGCGUUCGGCAAAAACAAUGAGGUGGUGUCUGCUGUUGCUAUGUGUCCGGAGCUGCUUCGGCUAUUACUCCCCAGAUGAAGUCCUGGACUUACCUGGUCUGAGCACCCGUUUAAACUUCAGGCAGUGGUCCGGUUACCUUCAGGCGUCUGCAGGCAAACAUCUACACUACUGGUUUGUGACGUCUCAGCGAAACCCAGUCAAAGACCCUGUGGUCCUGUGGCUGAAUGGUGGGCCUGGGUGCAGUUCCUUAGACGGAUUCCUCUCUGAAAAUGGCCCUCUGCAUGUGAAUGAUGAUGGCAGUACACUCUACAUCAAUAAGUACAGCUGGAAUAAAGUAGCCAAUGUUCUGUACCUGGAGUCCCCGGUUGGAGUUGGUUUCUCCUACUCGGAUGAUCAAAACUACGCCACCGAUGAUGAUGAGGUUGCAGAAAACAACUAUCUGGCCCUGCAGGAUUUCUUCAGCAAGUUCCCCAACUUCACAAGCAACGAUUUCUAUAUCUUUGGUGAAAGUUAUGGAGGUGUCUAUACACCAACGCUGAGCCUGAAAAUUGCAGAUGGCCAAGCUAGGAUUAACCUCAAGGGCUAUGCAGUUGGGAACGGACUGAGCAGCAUUUAUUACAAUGACCAGUCGCUCGUCUACUUUGGAUAUUACCAUGGACUCUUUGGGGACACAUUGUGGAACAAACUGAACAGAUACUGCUGCAAGGAUGGAUCUUGCAACUUCUUCAACAACACCAACUAUAACUGCCAAGAAACAGUACGUUUUCCUGUUCGUUUAUUGUCCCCAGCUUGCUUGCUACCAAUGUGAGUCUGCACACUGGAGAUACCAAAGAGAGACGUGUAGUUAUGUAGCAAUUUUCCCAACUUGAGAACCUCUUUUAACGCCAAUGAGGCAGUGGGAAGACAAUGGCUCGUGCUAUUAGACACCAAGAUAAUGUCCUGGGGACCUGGAUUCAAACCCACCAAAGCAGAUGGUGGAAUUUGAAUUCAAUAAAAAUCUGGUAUCAUGAAACCGUUGCCAACUGUUAUACAAACCCAGCUGGUUCACUAAUGUGAAGGAAAUCUGCCAUCCUUAUCCGAUCUGGCCUAAAUUUGACUCCAAAUCCACAGCAAUGUGGUUG
This is a messenger RNA of Rhincodon typus (whale shark), 1241 nucleotides long. RefSeq names its product lysosomal protective protein-like. NCBI's taxonomy places the organism in Eukaryota, Metazoa, Chordata, Chondrichthyes, Orectolobiformes, Rhincodontidae. The coding region runs from base 137 to 928 and encodes 263 amino acids. Gene Ontology annotation, biological process: proteolysis. Gene Ontology annotation, molecular function: serine-type carboxypeptidase activity. The record is from RefSeq and is a predicted model, not a curated record. The transcript is spliced from 6 exons.